Messenger RNA from Echinops telfairi (small Madagascar hedgehog), 1502 nucleotides. It is a transcript of the gene NPFFR2, whose product is annotated as neuropeptide FF receptor 2. The record is from RefSeq and is a predicted model, not a curated record. The coding region runs from base 1 to 1278 and encodes 425 amino acids. Gene Ontology annotation, cellular component: membrane. Gene Ontology annotation, molecular function: neuropeptide receptor activity; peptide binding; opioid receptor binding. NCBI's taxonomy places the organism in Eukaryota, Metazoa, Chordata, Mammalia, Afrosoricida, Tenrecidae. Gene Ontology annotation, biological process: regulation of cAMP-dependent protein kinase activity; regulation of adenylate cyclase activity; regulation of MAPK cascade. The transcript has 3 exons.
AUGAAUGAGAAGUGGGACUCCAACUCUUCAGAAAACUGGACUCAUAUCUGGCAUGUCACUAACACAAACCAUGAUCUGGACUCGGAUAUUAAUAUCACCUACGUGAAUUACUAUCUUCACCAGCCUCAAGUUGCGGCAAUCUUCAUUAUCUCCUACUUUCUGAUCUUCUUCCUGUGUAUGGUGGGAAAUACAGUGGUCUGCUUUAUUGUAACGAGGAACAAACAUAUGCACACAGUCACUAAUCUCUUCAUCUUGAACCUGGCAAUUAGUGAUUUACUAGUUGGAAUAUUCUGUAUGCCCAUAACAUUGCUGGACAAUAUUAUAGCAGGAUGGCCAUUUGGAAAUACGAUGUGCAAGAUGAGUGGCUUGGUCCAGGGAAUAUCAGUGGCUGCCUCGGUCUUCACAUUAGUUGCAAUAGCUGUAGAUAGGUUCCGAAGUGUUGUCUACCCCUUUAAACCAAAGCUCACUAUUAAGACAGCAUUUUCCAUUAUUGUGGUCAUCUGGGUCCUGGCCAUCACCAUUAUGUGUCCAUCGGCGGUAAUGUUACAUGUACAAGAAGAAAAAUAUUACCAAGUGAGACUCAAGUCCCAGAAUAAAACCAGCCCAGUCUACUGGUGCCGAGAAGAUUGGCCGAAUCAGGAAAUGAGGAAGAUCUACACCACCGUGCUGUUUGCCAAUAUCUACCUGACUCCCCUGACGCUCAUGGUCAUCAUGUACGCAAGGAUUGGCGUCUCACUCAUCAAGACAGCAGUCCCGCACAGGAGCAAGCAGAACCAGGAGCAGUGGCACGCACUGGCCAAGAAGAAGCAGAAGGUCAUUAAAAUGCUUCUGACAGUGGCCUUGCUUUUCAUUCUCUCCUGGCUGCCCCUGUGGACUGUCAUGAUGCUCUCAGACUAUGCUGACCUGUCUCCAAAUGAACUGCGUGUCAUCAACAUCUACAUUUACCCCUUUGCCCACUGGCUGGCCUUUUGUAACAGCAGUGUCAACCCCAUCAUUUAUGGGUUCUUCAAUGAGAAUUUUCGCCGUGGUUACCAAGAGGCAUUUCAGCUUCACUUCUGUCAAAGGAGAGCAAAGCCCAAGAAAGGCUGGCCUCUAAGCGUGAAAGUGAACAGCACCAUCAACACAUCUAAUCAGUUAGCUCAGGAAUCUACCUUUCAGAGCACACUUGGGGAAAAUGUGCUUUAUAAUAAAAGUGCUGAAAAACCCAAUCAGGAAUUAGUAAUGGAAGAUUUGGGAGGAGCUUCCAAUAACAGUGGGUUCAAAAGAGAGAUAGUGUGAUUAUUCUAUCUCUACUACGUAUAUAUAUUGAAAUAAUGUUGCUUCCUGUGGCUUUGUGCUUCAAUUAUUUCUGUGAAUGUUGUGAAGAAAGCAUUUACUGAACAACCUCCCUAGGGGAAAAAUGUAAACAAAAUCUUAUGAUUAUAACCAAUCUUGGUGUAUAUAAAAUACAUAGUGACUUGUGUAUAUGGGUUUGCUGAAUAAAUCCGUUCUCUGGGAAAUGA